CUACUACUACUACUACUACUACUACUACUACUACUACUACUACUACUACUACUACUACUACUACUGCUACAAUUUAUUAUUAUUAUUAUUAUUAUUAUUAUCAUCAUCAUCAUCAUCAUUAUCAUCAUUAUGAUUAUUAUUAUCAUUAUCAUUAUUAUCAUUAUAUUAUUAUUAUCACUAUAUUAUUAUUGUCAUUAUAUUAUUAUUAUUAUUAUUAUUAUUAUUAUUAUUAUUAUUAUUAUUAUUAUUAUUAUUAUUAUUAUUAAACUAUUUACUAAUUACGUCUUUACUGUUCUGCUGUGAUGAUUAGUCAGUAUGACGUAUUUAAAUUGUCUCUUAAAAACUGCAGCAAGCUGUUCAAAUGAUUGUGAGAGUUCGUUAUUGCGGGGAUUCUCAAAAUGAAUCGAACAAAUAUAAAGUUGAUUAAACCUGGUUAAAAAAUUUAUGAAAAGUAGAAAAUUAAGAUAUUAAAGCAUUUUGCAUUUGAAAUGUUGGAAGACCUUUAUCGGUAAGCGAUCUUAUGAGAUUAAUUAAUAGCAGCUUUUUAAUUCUUCAUAAAAUGUUUUUAUAUAGAAAUAAGAUUAUAGAAUUAAAUAAUAUAAAUUUGACUGAUAAAUUACGAAGGUUUUUACCUCAUACUGUACAAUUAAAAAAAAAAAAAUAAACAAAAUCAUAAAAGUGCAAUUACAAUGGUGUAGUGAAGAAUAUUUUUAAGAUUGAGAAAAAUUUAGAAAAAAAAAAAAAUGAAUAUUGAAUAAAAGUGCAAAAUGCUUAUUCGAAAUAUUAUAUAUAUAUAUUAAUCCAUAUUAAUAGUUUUUUGUAGAAAUUCUUUGUAUCCACAUCUUAAUAAAAAAGAAAGUUUAGACGAAUAAUAAAAAUUUAUAAUUUAAAAAAAUAUAAAAAAAAAUUGAAUAAAUAUCAAAUAUGGUGCUAAGUGCAGGAAGUUUGAGAAACCCUGCUCUAUCGAAUUAUGUUCAAAAUAUUCUUUUUAAGUUCUAUAAUAUUAUUUUUGAAUAAAUAAUUUUUUAUCGAUCAUAUGAAUAAGAUAGAAAUAUCGAUUAAAUAUUCUCAUAAUUUUCUUAUAAUUAUUAUAAUUAUGAAUAAGUUUUCAAACUAUGGAAUCAAAAUCGAACAAAUACAAUUUUAUAAUGCAACAAUUUGCAAUAACUAGAUUUUACUGGCGUAAAAACCAUUAUGUAUAACCAAAUUUCUCCUGGAUAUUUUUUUCAUGAAUAGGAAUUAAAUAAAUGUCACGUGUUGACGGCGUGAGAAUAGUCGUCAUAUUUUUAUUCUUUUGAAAUGAGAUGCACAAGUUUCUCUAAUGUGAUCAUCUUUCAGUUAAUAUUUCUUCAACUGGUUAUUUUAUUAAAAAUAAAUUUAAAUAACAAAAUUUAAUAAUGAUAAAGUUCGUCCGACCGCGAUUAAUAACAUUUGAUGUUACUGAUACGUUAUUGAUGACAAAUUUGGAAAAACAUUAUGCUGAAAUUGGUUCUCAACACGGUCUGUCAAUUGAUCCACAUAAAUUGGCGCGAAGCUUCAAAAACAACUUUCGUAAACUUAGUUUAGAACAUCCUGUUUAUGGUAAACACACAGGCAUUGGAUGGAAAAAUUGGUGGAGACAAAUAGUUCAUAAUAUUUUCAAAGAGCAACAUAAUUACAUUUCUGAUGCUACUUUGGAUAAGGUUGCUAACAGUUUGAUAAAAUGCUAUGGUACGAGCUUAUGUUGGCAUAAAUAUCCUGGCACAAUCGAAUUACUGGAAUAUCUUCGAGAAAAGGACUUGAUUUUGGGUGUAAUAUCAAAUUUCGAUGAGAGAUUGGAAGCGGUACUUAAAGACACAAGGAUACGUUUUUAUUUUUCUUUCGUUUUAACAUCUUAUGAUUUCGGUAUUGAGAAACCAGAUACUUUAAUAUUUAAUGAAGCUCUUAGGUUAACAAAAGAACGACAUAAUAUCGACAUAAUUCCCCAACAAGCGAUACAUAUUGGUGAUUCUAUUAGUAAUGAUUAUAUUGGAGCGAAAAAUGCUAACUGGAAUGCUAUUCUUGUUCAACAUAAUAAUGAUGUUAUAGAUGAAAAAAAAGUCCCUACGAAGGAUGUGUUUAGAAAUCUUCAAGAUUUGAAAGUACAUCUUUCUACACUUUUAGAUAAAGAUAUGUAAUGUACAUAAUAUAGUCAAAUAAAAAUUAAAAAUAUAGUAUUUUAUAAAUCA
Apis cerana (Asiatic honeybee) is the source of this 2207-nucleotide messenger RNA. Its product is annotated as rhythmically expressed gene 2 protein. Gene Ontology annotation, cellular component: nucleus. The record is from RefSeq and is a predicted model, not a curated record. Lineage: Eukaryota; Metazoa; Arthropoda; Insecta; Hymenoptera; Apidae.